AAAUACUUCAUUUAAAUUAUUUUCAAGCUGAGGCCGUUUAUCAGUGACAGAAUCAUUUCUCAUUUCAGUCAAAAUCUUCUAAUAUGAAAUCAAUAUGUUGAUAAAUGUAUUUUUACAUACAAUCAAUCGUUCAAUAGUCAGUCCCCUGUGUAACAAUCAGUUAUUACUUUUAACGUAAUAUCUAAACAAAAUUAAACUGUCUACAUUAUAUAAAUCAUGAAAUUAUAUUGUUGUUGGCUGAUAUGGUUAUUCAUCAAAUUUAUUGGAGGAGACAACCAUACAAUUCAAGAUCCAAUGAAUGUGUCAAGUGUUGUAGCUGUACCGUAUAUUCAUUCUACAGGAAGUAAUUCAAUAACACCUAGUUCAUCGUGUUUGAAAGGAUUCACAUCUGAUGAACUCAACGUGUUUCUGGUUUUUGCCCGUAUAAUAACUCCAAUUGUUUUUGGCUUAAUUCUAAUUAUUGGAUUUGUUGGUAAUCUAUUUGUGAUGAUUGUAGUCUUAGCCAAUGCUCAAAUGCGUAAUACAACAAAUAUUUUAAUUUUUUCAUUAGCAUUAGCUGAUAUGGCAUUUAUUGUAAUUUGUGUUCCAUCUGCAGCGAUAGUUUAUGUGGCUGGAAAAUGGCCAUUGGGAUUAUCAUUGUGUCGCAUUUAUUAUUAUUCUUCAUAUGUGUCUGUGUACUGUAGUGUGUACACUUUAGUAUUGAUGAGUUUGGAUCGCUUCAUGGCUGUAGUCUAUCCUAUUCAAUGUAUGCAUAUUCGUACACAGAGGAACACUACCAUUGCAGUAUUUAUUACUUGGACUGUAGUGCUGGUUACAAACAUACCGUUAUUUGUCGGUGCAAUCUUAGUAAGAGGUCCACCGGAAGGUGGUGAAAGUUCAUGUGUAACUGAAUACUGUACAUAUUCAUGGUUAGUAAAUUUUGAUGCACAAACGAAUAUUGCAAGAGAUAAUCGACAAGGAGGACAAAUGUUUUUUCUUCUUUUCUUUCUGUUUGGAUAUUUAUUCCCAUUUGUUGUAAUCUGUUUGUUAUAUAUAUGUCUAAUACUAAGACUACGUUGUGGCCCAUCUUCGAAAAUGGCGCAUUCAGCAGAAGCGCAACGUUCAAAGAGACGGGUUACACGUCUAGUCGUAACUGUAGUUAUUGUUUUUGGUAUCAGUUGGUUGCCAAUCCAUACAAUCUUUUUAAUACAAUAUUUCGCAAAAGACCCAGAAACAGAUUUAUUUAGAAUAAUACAAAUAUUAGGAAACUGUUUGGCUUACGGGAACAGUAGUAUCAAUCCGAUUCUGUAUGCAUUUUUAUCUGAAAAGUUUCGAACUGGAUUUUUAAAACUUAUUUGCAAUCGGAAAACAAAUCCUGAAAUGGUAAGACUUAAACAAAAAUGUUUUGAUAAUGAAACAGCUGGCUGAUAAUUUGUAAAACCAAAAGAUAUUAUUUUUUGUUGGUCUUAACUACUUUUCUUAUCAAAUUUUAAAAAGGAUGAAUGAAACUGUUGAAGUAUUGAAUUGUUAAGUAGUAAAUUUUCACAUUACGUAUGUAGUAAUAAUAAUACAGAUUUAAAUUAAGGAACAUUUAGAUGUAUGUGUCUUCCUUGGAACUAUGCAUAUUCUGUUUUAUAAUCUCUUUAAAGUAGUGAACCACUUAUAAUAUUUAUUCAUUUUUUAUAAUUAUCAUUUUAACAAACCUGAAUUUGAUCAUUCCCACACGCACAUGUGAUUUUUUGCCUGUCA
Schistosoma turkestanicum is the source of this 1728-nucleotide messenger RNA. Lineage: Eukaryota; Metazoa; Platyhelminthes; Trematoda; Strigeidida; Schistosomatidae. The record is from the annotation of a GenBank genome assembly.